AUGAGAAUCAGAGAGCUGACACGUGACCGAGCACUUCUUCAAUCUGAUAGGCCAAGCUCUGCCUACAGAUACAGGUUGCUCUGCUUCGAGUCCGACUCCGAACAUUUGAUUGUAGAGAUGCAUCAAGAUAUAUAUGACCAAGCUUCAGUACACUGUCCCUCAGCUGGAACUGGGAGUGGGGGGAGUGCGGGUACCAUGCAUUUUACCCGCGCAAAGGCACGGGGAGGAAAUACCAAGGGGAAAGAAGAAGACGUUUCCAUACACAAAAAAAGUGUUAAUAGGAUGGACAAUCUCAAACCUGUCAAACAACAUAUUCUCUGGGAAAAGAAGGCUGAGAUGCUCCAGUCUCGGGUGAAUGAGCUGGAGGAGGAAAAUGACUUCCUCAAGAGGCAGCUUGAAGAGAAGUCUGCACAAGAACAAGGUAUGGACUUGGAGAUAAUGGACACUGGAGGUGGGGAGCCACAGGCCAUGACUUUGGACUCCAGCACUGACACUACCACUGAUUCCAGCACUGACUCCAGCUCUAGCUCUAUCUCUGACUCUUCAGAUGAAGAAAAGAAGAAAAAGAAGCGUAAAAAGAAGAAUGGCAAGAAGAAAAGCAAAAAAAGAAAGAAGGACAACAAAAUGGUGAAGAGGUCAAACGGAAAAGGAGAGCGAGUUGCCUCAAUCGCAGAUGUGGUGAAAAGAUAUCAGCGUGUCCUCAAACUUGUGCAAAGAGGCUUCAGGAUGACCGCAGCUUUCAAGAAAGCUUGCGUUUCUAGAAAUGCUGUGAAAGACACCGCAGCAAUUGCAGAGAUUUACAUGGUAGACAAAAGUGUCCUAGAACAGUUCAAGGGUAAAUACACACUUUUGCAACUAGCACAACUCUGUCAGAAAAAAAUUGUUGGUGAACUGGCAGAAAAGAUAAUUGAAAUGAAAAACAACAAACAGCUCAUCCCCUUUUCUGUCAAGAAACACUUAAUGAGUUAAGUAGGUUGUUAACUAAUGCAACUUUGUUUGUUUUUGUUUUUGUGGUUGUACUCUUUAUAACUUGAGCACCAAGCUAGACCAACUAGGGCAGUGCAGCAUUUUUUUUCAAGUAUUGAGCGUGUUUUCUCGUUUUGCUCAAUAUAUAACGUUUGUCACAUAAUCUGAUGGUUCAGAUGUGAUCCUGAUACCCUAGUAAAUAAUGGGUUGUAUUAUUUGGAGUGUUUUUGUAUUUAAUAAAG
Molecule: messenger RNA, 1208 nt
Organism: Carassius auratus (goldfish)
Lineage: Eukaryota; Metazoa; Chordata; Actinopteri; Cypriniformes; Cyprinidae
Product: protein PXR1-like
Exons: 6
Coding region: 1-969 (322 amino acids)
Cellular component (GO): nucleoplasm
Source: RefSeq, a predicted model, not a curated record